This is a messenger RNA of Spodoptera exigua (beet armyworm), 1330 nucleotides long. The record is from the annotation of a GenBank genome assembly. NCBI's taxonomy places the organism in Eukaryota, Metazoa, Arthropoda, Insecta, Lepidoptera, Noctuidae.
CGGCAAUGUUACGAGUAUCUAGACGAGGACGCGCGAGAACGUUUCCAUUUGAAAUAGGACCUCAUUGUAAUUAGUAUAAGAUUAAAAAACUAAUAUCGAUCAGUGUGGUUAUUUGGUCAGUUUUGCUCUAGAUAAAAUGUAUUCAUUGUAUAGAUUAUGCUUGGUUUUGUUGUUCGGUGUUUAUUGUGAAGCUCAGCUGAGGAAAGAGGCCUACAUGACUGUCCCAAACCUUAUCAAAGCAGCAGGCUACCCAGUAGAGAAGCACCGAGUUUACACCCAAGAUGGCUAUAUACUGCAGAUGCACAGGAUUCCGGCCGGAAGACGGAUCGUCAGACGAAUUGACGAGCCAAGCGCUAAAGGAAAGAAGGUCAUCAUGAUUGUACACGGCCUCUCUGGCAGCAGCGGAGACUUCGUCAUAAUGGGACCCGAGAAAAGCCUAGCUUACAUUUUGGCUGAUGCUGGCUACGAUGUCUGGUUGGCCAAUCUAAGGGGUACCGACUACAGCAGCCACGUCAAUCUUACAAAAAGCGAACAGAAAUUCUGGGAAUUCAGCUUCCACGAACACGGCAAAUAUGACCUGCCGGCUAUGAUUGACCACGUUCUGAACGUGACGGGGGUGGAGAAGAUCAUAUACCUGGGCCACUCCAUGGGAACCACCAGCUUCUUCACUAUGAUGUCCAUGAAACCAGAAUACAAUGACAAAUUAUCAUUCUGUGUGGCGAUGGGAGCCGCUAUCUAUUUGGAAAACGUAAAACCGCUUGCAAAAUUAGCGCUGGUGAAUUUGAAUUUAACGAACAUUAUGCGAGAGAGAGGCGUCUGGGGUAUCCAGCCAUCGCUGGUUCAUUGGGCGGUGAAGAAUCUGUGUACACUGAAUCAGCCCGAGAUUGAUAUGUGCGCUUACUUCAUAUUUUCUAUUAUCGGCGAAGAUCGGGAACAACAUGACUUGGACAUAUUCCCUAUCUACCUGCAAAGGAUCCAAAUGUCGCCGUUCCGUUCAUUGGAGCAUUAUGGAAAAAUUGCCUUAACAGGAGUGUUCACGACAUUCAGUGGUGGUGUAUAUGGUCCAGUGAAACCAUACAACUUGACUAACGUUAGAAUACCUGUCACCUUGGUAUACGGAGAGAAUGAUCAAUUGACUGAAAAGUCGCAAAUCAUGAAGUUGGCUGAGGAGCUCAAAUAUAACGGUGUUCUUGAAGAAGUGAGGCCAGCGUGCUCCUGGCCCAAGUUUAACCAUUUCGACUUUCUAUUUGCUAAGGAUGUAGGCAAGCUACUGAACAAACCACUCGUCAAAUUAAUAGAUAAAUUGUACAAUAAAUAUAAUUUAGUAUGA